Molecule: messenger RNA, 1539 nt
Organism: Xiphias gladius (swordfish)
Lineage: Eukaryota; Metazoa; Chordata; Actinopteri; Istiophoriformes; Xiphiidae
Gene: ppt2b
Product: palmitoyl-protein thioesterase 2b
Exons: 9
Coding region: 188-1141 (317 amino acids)
Cellular component (GO): lysosome
Molecular function (GO): thiolester hydrolase activity
Source: RefSeq, a predicted model, not a curated record
CGCUAAUUUAAAGCCGGAACAAACAGAAGCAGCAGAAACAACAGAAGCUGAGCAGCUGUUGGGAACUUCAGUGUAGCUGCUAUCAAAUAUUAACCAUACACAGUGCAGUGUGUUUGUGUGUGUGUAAAACAGGACUAGUUACCGACGAGUGGACUUCAGCUCAUCUGUAUCGCAGCUGGGAAAAGAAAUGGAACUGAUGGUGAUAGCACAACAGUUUAUAAUAAAGGGCUCCCAUUCUGCCAUGUCAAGCCAGAGGAGGAGGAGGAGGAGCAGCAGCGGGGCGGCGGGGAUGCUGUACCCGCUGCUCGGUGCGUGUCUCUGGGCUGCGGUGGUCGGGUACAAGCCGGUGAUCAUUGUGCACGGUUUGUUCGACAGCUCAGGGGAUUUUAAAAACUUACAGCGGUUCAUUAACGAGUCUCAUCCUGGAACAAAUGUGACGAUCAUUGACUUGUUUGACAGAAGUGCCAGCCUGCAGCCCAUGUGGAAGCAGGUGGAGGGAUUCAAGGCAGCUAUUUACCCAGUAAUGCAUAACUCAGCAGAAGGGGUCCACUUUAUCUGCUACUCUCAAGGUGGGUUGGUUUGCAGAGGAAUCCUCUCCACUCUGUCUGACCACAACGUUCACUCUUUCAUCUCUCUGUCCUCGCCUCAGGCCGGGCAGUAUGGAGACACAGACUACUUAAAGUACCUCUUCCCUCAGUUUGUCAAGUCCAACCUCUACCACCUCUGCUAUACCUCAGUAGGUCAGCGGAUAUCCAUCUGCAACUACUGGAACGACCCCCACCACAGAGACCUGUAUGUGAACAGCAGUGACUAUUUGGCUCUGCUCAACAGUGAGAGACCCAAUCCAAAUUCAACAGAGUGGAAGAAAAACUUCCUCAAGAUCAAAAAGUUGGUGUUGAUCGGCGGACCAGACGAUGGAGUCAUCACUCCCUGGCAGUCGAGUCAAUUUGGAUUUUAUGACGACAACGAGACUGUUGUUGAGAUGCAGCAUCAAGAUUUGUACUUGAGAGAUGUUUUCGGUCUGAAGACUCUGGCGGCCCGCGGCGAUCUGAUAAUCUGUUCUGUUCCCGGCGUAGAACACGUCUGGUGGCACUCGAACGAGACUGUGUUCCACACAUGUAUGGAGAAGUGGCUGGUGUAGAACAAAACUUUGCACAGCGCAUGUCACAAAUGUUUGUGAGGAUACUACACAGUGAGUCUUCUCUUGAGGACAUAAUCUCAUUCUUUGGAUUAUACAUCAGAGAUAACUUGGCAAUCAAACGGUGUUUUCAAGAUUUGUUUCUCUUGUACUUUUCUCCUUGUGUUGAUUAAGUUGGCAUUUUUAAAGAUACAUUUUCUUUUCCAAGUUAAUCCUGUUAUCUGCCAGGUUGCUUUAGAAGUAACAGCGCUCACUUGGUUUCUUGCACAGAGGUUGAUGAGAGGAUUGAUGCCGCUCCCACAUCUGUACGAUGGUUAUGAAGCUACAGCCAAACACUUAUAUUUUUGUAUGGAUUAAACAAACAAGAUAUAAAGUGAACUUUAGAGGUGUUGAUAGGCAGA